CCGUACCCGGAUUCAAGAAGUAAACACGGCUGCGAGUCAUGGAAACUGGCGGCGCGUCGCGGCCUUUGCACGUACUACUCACGGGUCCACCAGGCAUAGGUAAAACCACGGUUUGCAAAAAAAUUGCAUCUGCGCUGGAGAAGAAGGGCAGCGGGUUCGACGGAUUUUACACGGAGGAGGUGCGAGAUCGGAACGGCUCUAGGAUUGGUUUCGACAUCGUGGAAGUAAAGGAUCCUGGAAGAAGAUUAUCCUUGGCACGGUUAAAAAGCUUAACAGAGGCGCAAAAGGCUUCCAAGUAUCAAGUGGGAAACUACCGCGUUUUCCUGGAUAAUUUCGAGGCUGUAGCGCUUCCAAUAUUGGAUUUGGAUACUGAUGUAUUACUUGUCGACGAAAUCGGUAAAAUGGAGUUAUUUAGCAAAGAAUUCAAGAAGAAAGUAACAGACAUAUUUUUCGGUUCUUCUAAGAAAGCCUUCGUGAUCGGGACUAUCCCGCAAAUACACAAAGUGCCGCAACAACACGCGGCCUUAUUCGAGAAGUUACACGCAGACAAGAGAAUUAAGAUUCUGAACGUAACUCAUGGAAAUCGGAAUAAUUUGCCAGAGGAAAUUACUCGUUAUUUAUUAGUCGCGUAA
Temnothorax curvispinosus is the source of this 632-nucleotide messenger RNA. Its product is annotated as cancer-related nucleoside-triphosphatase homolog. Gene Ontology annotation, molecular function: ATP hydrolysis activity. Lineage: Eukaryota; Metazoa; Arthropoda; Insecta; Hymenoptera; Formicidae. Bases 39 to 632 code for a protein of 197 amino acids. The record is from RefSeq and is a predicted model, not a curated record. The transcript has 4 exons.